AUGGUGAUUUCAUCCUCUCUCGUUACAGCCAUGAAGCUUCUUCAGUCGCUCAGCACAUGUGUGCUCGCACUCUCUUCCCUCGUCAGCGCAGCAAGCUUCAGCAAUCCGCUCAAGCAGAAGGAUGGCUCAGACCCUCACAUCGCCUACACCAAUGGCUACUACUACAUGAUGACGACGACAUGGACGAACCUUUCAAUCACGAGAGCGAAGACGCUUGGAGGCUUGAAGACAGGGGAGACAAAGGUUGUCUGGACCGACUCGAACCCUGACAGAUGCUGCAACAUGUGGGCACCGGAGCUGCACUACCUCGAUGGUGCAUGGUACAUCUACUAUACUGCCGGCCGCAGUGGUACCGACAACCUGGAUCUCCAGCGCCCUUAUGUGCUCAAAGGUGGUGCGGACCCAUUCGGGACAUACACCUACCUCUCCCAACUGACCAACGUAUGGGGUAUCGAUGGCUCUAUCGUUCGUUUCAGCAAAUGGGGCAACUACUUCACCUGGUCUUGCUUCUCCGGCGCCCUUCAGUCACUUUGCAUCGCACCCAUGACUUCACCUGGCAAACUCGGUGCUACCAAGAUCCUCUCUACACCUACUGAGUCGUGGGAAACCAAUGGUAGCCCUGUGCAAGAAGGCCCAGUUGCUAUGUACCACGGUGGCAAGACCUACAUCGCUUACUCGGCAAGCUUCUGCUGGACACCCAACUACAGCUUGGGUCUGCUCACCUGGAAUGGCUCGGGUGACCCGGCGCUCAGUGCGAGCUGGAAGAAGAGCGAUGGGCCUGUCUUCACCAAUGCCAACGGCAACUACGGGCCAGGUCACAACGGUUUCUUCACCAGUCCCGAUGGCACGGAGAUAUGGAACGUUUACCACGCUACUGCUAUUCAGACUGGCGCCUGCGACGGCAACAGGUACACGAUGGCGCAGAAGGUCAACUGGAACGCUGAUGGCACGCCAAACUUUGGAACUCCUAUCAGGCCAGGCGCCACACUUGCUGGGCCUUCUGGAGAGUAG
Molecule: messenger RNA, 1011 nt
Organism: Alternaria novae-zelandiae
Lineage: Eukaryota; Fungi; Ascomycota; Dothideomycetes; Pleosporales; Pleosporaceae
Exons: 4
Coding region: 1-1011 (336 amino acids)
Biological process (GO): carbohydrate metabolic process
Molecular function (GO): hydrolase activity, hydrolyzing O-glycosyl compounds
Source: RefSeq, a predicted model, not a curated record